Messenger RNA from Sitophilus oryzae (rice weevil), 2577 nucleotides. RefSeq lists its product as uncharacterized. Lineage: Eukaryota; Metazoa; Arthropoda; Insecta; Coleoptera; Curculionidae. Gene Ontology annotation, molecular function: nucleic acid binding; zinc ion binding. The transcript has 2 exons. Bases 1 to 2577 code for a protein of 858 amino acids. The record is from RefSeq and is a predicted model, not a curated record.
AUGUUGUGUGGUAAAAACGAAAGUUUGGAAGUGGCAAAUAAUGAGAUUUGCAGUUCUUUAAUGGAAAAUCCUGAGACAACUGAAGCCGAAUUAACUGCCGACAUGGAUUCGACGGACGUCUACAAGAAACGGUUCGUAGAUUUGAAACUUCGCCACCAUAGCCUACAGCAGUCAGAGGGUACGACGUCACAAGAAGAAGAAGGUGCUGAUGCUGGUGACCAGGUAUCUGUAGUGGGUAGCAACGUCUCAAAUCAAGCAGGUAGGCGAAAGUUUAAAUUACCAAUAAUUGAGUUGACCAAGUUUGAUGGCAAUAUUCGUGAAUGGCUGCCAUUUUGGGGUCAGUUUAGCAAAAUCGAUUCGGAUUCGGAUAUUGAUAAUAACGAUAAGGUCCUAUAUUUGAUACAAUCAACAGUGCCGGGUAGUAGGGCUAGACAGUUGGUCGAAAGUUUUCCUGCGAUCGGCGAAAACUAUGAAAAAGUGGUGAAUGCUUUAAAAUCGCGCUUCGGUCGGGACGACCUUCAAAUCGAGGUGUACGUUCGGGAGAUGCUCGGACUGAUAAUAAAUAACGCGGUUUCUAAGAGUAAAAUGGAUUUGUCAUCUUUAUACGAUCGGAUAGAAACGCAGUUGCGCGCAUUAGAAACGUUAGGGGUCGCGUCGGAUAAAUGUUCGGCGAUGUUAUUUCCCCUCAUAGAAUCGUGUUUGCCGUCGGAAUUAUUGCGCGUCUGGCAGAGAUCGCAGGCCAAUCUUCCAGCAAAUCCAUCUAUGGAAACUCGGCUUGAAAGUUUAAUGCAAUUUCUUAGGGGCGAAGUAGAAAAUGAGCAACGGAUAAUUUUAGCUACUCAGGGUCUAGGGCUUUCUAGUGCAUCAGGAAAAGAUUCAUCAAAUGCAAAAAAUUCGAAAUCUUCCGAAACAAGGUUACCUACCGCUGCCGGUUUAAUGAACUGCGAUGUGACAAAAUGUAUUUUUUGUGAUGGGGCGCAUGCUAGUGAGAGUUGUUUCAAGGCGCAAAAGUUUUCAAUUGAUCAAAAGAAAACAGUAUGCAAAGAGAAAAAGGUCUGUUUUAGAUGCCUUAAGUUUGGUCAUUUGUCUACAAGAUGCAGAUCUAGAUUAAGGUGUAUCGUUUGUGGCCGAGCUCACCUAACCUUGUGUUCAAACGGUUCUGUCAAUCCUGAUAGGGACGAUAAAAAGGCUAAAGAUACCGCAGAGCAAACCCUUACAAACAAUGGGAACUGUUUGGUGUUUUUGCAAACUUUACGGGUAACCGCAAGGUCAGAAAAUGGAUCUUGUGAGAUACGCGCGCUCAUAGACACCGGGUCGCAAAGAUCGUAUCUAUUAAAAUCUACUAUUACGCAGUUGGGAUACACCGCCAAAAGAGAAGAAUUGGUUGCACAUGGGCUCUUUGGAGGAGUUGUUACACAGGUACCACACAAAUGUUAUGACAUCCGACUUCGUCAUGAAAAUUAUGCAUGUAAAUUUGAGGUGUUGGAUCAGCAGGUUAUUUGUACCAGUGUUCCUGCCAUAGGAUGUGGACCUUGGAUAACUGAGUUGGAAGAAUUAAACAUUGAGAUACAUGGUACUCAAGAUUCUUCCCCCAUUGAGUUACUAAUUGGUGCCGAUGUAGUUGGAAGACUUUAUACAGGGAAACGGCGUGUAUUAAAAUGUGGUUUGGUUGCCAUAGAAACACUAUUAGGCUGGACGCUUUUGGGCAAGGUCUACGAUGUUGAAGCUGCAAAAGACAAAUCGUGUUCCAGUUUGGCAGCUACAAGUUUAUCGUUGUUGUUGAAUGAUACUUACCUAACCAACCUAUGGGAACUUGAUACAUUGGGUAUUACUGAACCAUCAGAAAGGAAAUCGAGAGAAGAAAGGGCUGCCGCAGCUAUACAUUUCUUUAAAGAAACCGUGACACUGAAUGCUGAAGGUCGAUACGAGGUGCGACUUCCUUGGAUAGAGGGUCACCGUCCAUUGCCUUCAAACCGGAAGAUUGCUGAAAGGAGAUUACAGUCAACCUUGAAGAAAUUGAAGAAAGACAAUCUUGUGGAGUCUUAUGGAGCCGUUUUCCAAGAAUGGUUAUCGGAAGGUAUAAUUGAACCGAUACAUAUUGAUAGUGGUGUCAGUGAAAACGGGCAUUAUCUUCCUCAUCGGCCGGUCAUUAAGGAAGAUUCGACAACCAAAAUCCGGCCUGUGUUCGAUGCAUCAGCAAGGGAAAUUGAUAGUCCAUCCUUGAACCACUGUCUAGAAAAAGAUAAGACUUCUUUAUUGAGAUUUAUACAAGAAGCUACCGAAGCCAUGAGGGAAGCUAAUUUUGAACUAAGAGGGUGGGAGUUCAGCGAUGAAAAUAACGAUGAGACAGCUAUGGUUCCGUUGCUUGGUCUUAAUUGGUAUUUGGCUAGAGAUGUAAUAAAAAUUAGUGAUGGAUGCUUGAGGAGCAGCUCGAAAUUUGAUGAAAUGGUUAUAAGCAAAAGAUUAAUACUAUCUAUGGCACAAAAGGUAUUUGAUCAUUGGCUUCACCUGUCCUACAACCUUGGUGCCGAAAUUACUACUUCAGAAGUUAUGGGAGAAGAAAUUGACCUGGGAUGA